Messenger RNA from Mercenaria mercenaria, 1341 nucleotides. RefSeq names its product sodium- and chloride-dependent transporter XTRP3B-like. The coding region runs from base 346 to 1341 and encodes 331 amino acids. The record is from RefSeq and is a predicted model, not a curated record. Gene Ontology annotation, biological process: sodium ion transmembrane transport. The transcript is spliced from 8 exons. Gene Ontology annotation, cellular component: membrane. Lineage: Eukaryota; Metazoa; Mollusca; Bivalvia; Venerida; Veneridae.
GCACUGCGUGGGGAAUUCGCCAAGAGUUUUCAACCAUCGGAAAUAUUUCCAAUGCGAAAAGCCAAUGUGAACUUGAAUACUUGGGAUGACUGAAGUGAAUUGAAAAUAAAGUGAUUGCAACAUUGAUAUUGAUUAGAAAAAAAGUGUUUCCAAUAGAGAAGAAAUAUUGUUGCUGAGAUAAUGAUUUUAUGAAGGCAGCAGUGCUUGUUGCCACAGGGACUCUAAGUCGGUGUUUAACGAAGUCACGGAAUAUAGUUGAAUAGUUCUGCACGUGAAAAAAAAUAUUAAAUUAGUGUGCACAGGAAUUUUAAGGGACUAUAAGUGUAUACAAUAAUCGCGGGCGAGAUGUCGGAGUGUGGUGGACCAGGGAUUGAGCCUACCUUGGUCAAUGCUCGAUGGAGUUUGGUUCAGUUCUCACUACUAGCUUGCUAUACAGCAGGUUUCCAUGGAGUCACGAGCUUUCCUUAUUACAUACAUAAACAUUCAGGUCUUUUUCUGGUAGCAUUCUACGUGUUAAUGGUCCUAAUUUGCAUACCAGUUUGUUAUGUGCAGAUUAAACUUGGCGCUUUGUUCAAGAGAGGAAUCGUCGGUAUAUUCAGCAUUCUUGUACCCAUUUUGAAAGGAGCUGCAGUGUCUAUUCUUGUACUCACAUAUAUCCGGUGUUUGUUACACGGGGUGGAACUAAGUUACGCCCUAUACUUUGCAUUUGCAUCAUUGCAGUGGCCGUAUCCGUGGGCAGCGCAAACUGGUGUGAACAAUACAAUAAGUGAACUGAAAUUUCACCACCGACCUGCCGACAAGUACUUCCAUGAGGAUUUCCUACAAAAGUCGGAACAUAUUGGAGAAGGUGGUUACAUUGUAUGGUAUAUUGCGUUGUGUCUGUUGGCAACAUGGGUCGCUAUAUAUUUCCUUACAUUUAGAGGGACGUCUCUAAUUGCAAAGAUCGCCUAUAUCCUGACACCAACCACAAUUUUCACGUUAUUAGUCGUGAUGAUCUAUGGUUAUGCUGCGAUACCCAAUGCUUCAACAGCCGUAAACAGGCUCCUGACCAGCCGGGGAGAAAAGAUCGAAUACACACCAACACAAUACUUCUUCCUCAACAAUGAAGUUAACUACAAGCUGGGACAUCCCGGGCCUUGGAUCGACGCACUGAAUUUACAUAUCAACAGUGUUGGAUUGUGGUCUGGCGUUUUGCCCACACUAGGAACGCUUGUCUUCAACAGAAAAUAUGUCGUCAAUGCAUCUACGUUUAAGGUAUUUUAUACACCUAUACACAACGAUGAUCCGUACUUCUCGCGUAAGCGUGUACAGUUCAUUAAGAAUAAAUUCCGUAACAUGUGA